Molecule: messenger RNA, 4061 nt
Organism: Danio aesculapii
Lineage: Eukaryota; Metazoa; Chordata; Actinopteri; Cypriniformes; Danionidae
Gene: usp28
Product: ubiquitin specific peptidase 28
Exons: 26
Coding region: 123-3614 (1163 amino acids)
Biological process (GO): regulation of protein stability; protein deubiquitination; DNA damage checkpoint signaling
Cellular component (GO): cytosol; nucleus
Molecular function (GO): cysteine-type endopeptidase activity; protein binding; cysteine-type deubiquitinase activity
Source: RefSeq, a predicted model, not a curated record
CCCUCGCGGCAUUUGUGCACUUGUGUGGGUGUGUGUGUGUGUCCGUGGGGCAUAUGGAGUAGGUCACACUCUGGAUUCAGGGCGAAACAGUCUGGAGAAUUAUAUAUAUAAGAGAUAUUGCCAUGAGAGUUGAACAAGAAUUUGAACAUGGGGAAACGUCUGAAAACUCGAGCCAAAUGCUACUUAACCAGCUCAGAGAGAUUACUGGCAUUCAGGAUCCGCAGGUUCUCCAGAGCGCCCUGAACGCCGGUCAAGGUGACAUCAGCCAUGCUGUUGGGCUCCUGACCACUCAGCCCCCAGAAGAGAAGCACAUGCCUGAACAAACCACCACAGCCAAUAAUGAGAAGAACACCUCCAAUGCACAGAACGGACCUGCUAAAGAUGAUCUGCAGACCGCCAUCGAGCUGAGCCUCCAGGAGUCACAGCAGGCCGAAGCAGAGCAGAGAGAGCUCCACAGGGCUCUGGAGGUCAGCGCAGAGGAGAACGCGGCCCGUAUAAAGAGGAAGAGGUGUGAGGGGUCUGGAGAGAGCUGCAGUCCUGCUGACUGGAUCCGGCAGGAGGACUGUCCGGUGGGCAUCCGAAAUGUAGGAAACACCUGCUGGUUCAGUGCUGUCAUUCAGUCUCUGUUCCACCUGCCAGUCUUUCGUAGGCUGGUUCUCAACUACUGUCUGUCUGAGCGUGUUCUGGAGAAAUGCAAGAGUCAUUCAGAGAAAAGAAACAUUGCCUUCAUGCAGGAGUUGCGAUGUUUGUUUGCUCUGAUGGUCGGCUCCAACCGCAGGUUUGUCGACCCGUCUGCAGCAGUGGAGCUUCUCAGGGACGCGUUCAGAACCAGCGAGGCACAACAGGAUGUCAGUGAAUUCACACACAAGUUGCUUGACUGGCUGGAGGACGCCUUCCAGCUGGCUGCUAAUGGAACUAACCCAGAGGAUAAACAAAACAACCCCAUGGUCCAGCUGUUUUAUGGCACAUUUGUGGCUGAGAGGCUACAUGAAGGAAAGAUUGUGUCUAACAUCGAGCAAUUCGGACAAUACCCUCUUCAAGUGAACGGCUUCAAUAAUUUAGAUGAAUGUUUGGAGGGUGCAAUGGUUGAGGGAGAGAUUGAGUCUCUUCAUUCAGAUCAGACACUCUCCUCCGGCCAAGAGAGGUGGUUUUCCAAGCUGCCGCCAGUCUUGACCUUUGAGCUGUCCAGAUUUGAGUUCAAUCAGUCUUUGGGGCGUCCCGAAAAAAUACACAAAAAACUGGAGUUUCCCCAAGUGAUCUACAUGGACAGAUACCUCCACAAAAAUGUCAAUCAGACCCACGGCAGGAGAGGAGAGGUGAAGAGACUCAAGGACCAGUUAACACUUCUACAGCAGAAGCUUGAGGGAUAUAAAAACUACGGCUCAGGGCCAGCCAAAUACCCUUUGGCAGACAUGCUGCAGUAUGUCCUAGAGUUUGCCACCACAAAACCCUCAAAUCCAGCUUCACCAGUACCUACAAACCCUCCUAUAAACACAGAUCCCAGCUCAGGUGACAGCAGUCAAACAGAAGCAGAUGAUGCCGGCUCGUCAGAUGGUUCGGGCUGCCCGCCGACAGCGACGCAGAGAACGCCCAUCCACAAGCCUUUUACUCAGUGCAGACCCCCUAUGGAGGUGCCAGUGCAGCCGGCGCCACACAGCGUGAGCGAGGAGGAGCUGCACUUCAUCAGGAGCUGCUUACAGCGCUGGAGAGCUGAAGUGGAGAACACUAUAAGUGAGCUGAAAGCCAGCAUUGACAAGGUCAGCCAGGCCCUGGAGGGCAUGUACUCAGAUAACAGUCUGUGUCAGGUGCCCUAUAGACUGCACGCUGUGCUUGUCCACGAAGGACAGGCCUCCGCUGGACAUUACUGGGCCUAUAUUUAUGAUCACGCUCAAAGACGCUGGCUGAAGUAUAAUGAUGUAAUGGUGGCGGAGUCGACCUGGGAAGAGCUUGUUCGAGACUCAUACGGUGGCAUGACCAACGCCAGCGCCUACUGCCUCAUGUACAUCAAUGACAAUCUGCCGUACCUCAUAGCAGAGGACACAGACGUUGAAACCGGGCAGGUUCUGAAAGGAAUGGACUCCCUCCCGUCAGUCCUGAGGCGUUACGUUCGGGAAGACAACCGCUGGUUCCAGCAGGAGCUGAGAGAAUGGGAAGAGCAGUUUUGUCAGGCCCAACGGGACGAAACACCAGUGCAAACAAACACAUCCACCAGCACAGAGCAACCCAUCCCAGAGGAGCCACAAAACCCAGAGCCAGAACCAACUCAAGAACAAACCAAUGAAGACACUGAAGAACCACCAGCAGAUUCGACACCAGCACCUGUCCAAGAAUCCGAAGAGCCCACAGUCAAUCCUCUCAACCCGAUAUCACCAGAGACCAGUGAGAAUGAGGAGCAGAUCACUGCGAGCCAAACUCAGGAUCAGCCAGAGGAAGAGAAGCCAGAUCAGAGUCAGUCGGUUUCUGCAAGUGGACCUGAGACAGAAACUGAUGAGGAAGAGCAGGUCAUCAGUGCUGAAGGAGGAGCAGAGGCAGAAGCAGAUGCACAGACUGAGCCAGAAGCCUCGUCCACUGAAGAAAACACAGCUGAAGACCCAAACACCCAGCCUGAAAAUGAGGUUUCUGAAGUCGAGAUUCCCAAUGUAGGCAAGAUUCUGGUGCGCUCUGACACCGAUGGCUACAAUGAGGAGAUGAUGUUAACACCAGCCAUGCAGGGUGUCAUUUUUGCCAUUGCCAAGGCAAGAGAAGCCUUUGAUAAAGAUGGACCUGAAGCAGGACUCAUCAAGGCGUUUCAUGAGGAGUAUUUGAGACUGUAUGAACUGUCUCAGGAAGAGACCACACCGCAGCAGGACCCUCGGCUCCAGCAUGUGCUGGUCUACCUUUUUCAAAACAAGGCCCCUGAGCGAGUUAUUGAAAGGACGUUGCUGGAGCAGUUUGGUGAUCGUAACCUGAGCUUCGAUGAUCGGGCCGUCAGCAUCAUGAGAGAGGCCAGAUCCAAACUUCGACUCAUUAGACCAGAAGAUAUGGACAUGGAUGAGUAUUUGCAAUGGCAUGAUGACUACAGCAUGUUCAAGACAGUGUUCGCCUACCUGUUGACAGGUCUCGAGCAAUACCAGAAUGGAAAGAUAAGAGAAGCUCUGAUUUAUCUGGCACAUGCACAUCAGGACAACUCAGCCCUGCUCAUGAAAGGAGAGAGGAAAGGAGUGGACCAGUCACUUAUUGCACUUUACAGGAGGAAGUGUCUGAAAGAGCUGAAUGAGAAGGCAGCCACACUGUUUAAAAGUCAGGAUGAAAGUGACGUGACGGAGGGAGAGAGCAUCAUGAACGAGUGUGUGAUCCCUUGCAUGCACCUCAUGGUCCGAGACAGUGUCAGCCAAGAGGACCUGGAUGUCAUCGAACUGAUCAGGAAUUGCUGGUGCUCCUACCUGGGGCAGGACAUGGAUGAUUCUCUUCAAGAAAAGCUCAGUGAGUUCCUGCCCAGAGUCCUGGACUGCUCUGCAGAACGAGUAGUGCUGAAGGAGCCCCCUAAAGUGAGGAAGUCCCCUCACGAUCUGUGCAGUCGCCUGGCAGCAGUCAUGGAGUCCAUUCACAGCGCCUCCGUCGUCAUCGUGAAGUGAAGCUUUAAAAAAACAACACCACGCUACAGUCACAAGGUGAUCUAAACCAAAGCCUCGGCCUGAGCUGGAUUUUAGUCUGCUGCACAAUAACGCUUUCAAGCACGCUACGACACACACACACUCACUGUGCUUUCAAUUCCUUGAAGAGAAAUUGAUUAGCUGCUCUAGACGUUUGAUCUCAGGAAAGAUCAAAUAGAUGAUGUUUGAAAAGAGGGCAGUGAAGGCUGAGUUUGUACCCUCAUCUUCUUUUCACGUCAGCUGUAGACACAUAGCGUGAAAAUAGUCUUUUAUUGAGAUUUGCAGAAGCCACUUUAUUUCAGUCUACACUUAGCUGAAGAUCCUCUAUGUAUUCUUUCUUUGUACAGUAAGCUUGUCUGAUUUUCCACUCCAUUGUUUGACCCCUUUACCUUUCAGUGUUCUAUCUUUCAAUAAAAUUUUGAUUUCUGA